Molecule: messenger RNA, 1453 nt
Organism: Carya illinoinensis
Lineage: Eukaryota; Viridiplantae; Streptophyta; Magnoliopsida; Fagales; Juglandaceae
Product: probable calcium-binding protein CML11
Exons: 2
Coding region: 518-1012 (164 amino acids)
Molecular function (GO): calcium ion binding; enzyme regulator activity
Source: RefSeq, a predicted model, not a curated record
AUCUUCAAAUUCAGUUUUUGUGAAAUAACUAGCGUUCGAUUAAAGGUCAACCCCAAGGACAAGGACAUGAUCGAAGAUUAAUUUGGAACUUAAUCGUGAUCUCUCUCUCUCUCUCUCUCUCUCUCUCUCUCUCUCUCUCUCUCUCUCUCUCUCUCUCUAUUCUUGUUGAAUUGUUGUUCUCAGUUAAAAUUCAAUAUUCGGAUCCGAGAAUCUGGUGAGGUUGCUGUUACUUAGGAAAAUCCAUCAAAAGAGGAGGAAGAAGAACGAUCUCCAAGUAGAUCUCGAUCGGAUCUUUCAACGCUUAAUUCCUUUCUGCAGGUACACAAAGACAAAGUGAUCAUGAUUUCUCUGAUCUAUCUCUCUCUCUCAAAACAUAGAUAAGGAACUGCAAAGUUUCAUAUUUGGUUACGAUAGUUUUGUGAUAGAACUAUCGUACCAUGACUCAAGGACGUUGAUCAUAUUAACAAGAGUUAGAGAUUAAGGUAGAAAGAUCAGAAGAUUGAUUUAUAUUGUUGACAUGAGCACCAAGCAACAACAAGUUGAAUUAGACGACGAGCAAAUCGCCGAGCUACGUGAAAUCUUUCGUUCUUUUGAUCGGAACAAUGAUGGGAGUCUCACACAACUUGAGCUCGGAUCGCUCUUACGGUCCCUUGGUUUAAAACCAAGCCCGGAACAGCUCGAAACCUUGACCCAAAAGGCUGAUAAGAACAGCAACGGUCUGAUCGAGUUCUCGGAGUUUGUGGCGCUUGUGGCGCCGGAGCUUCUUCCUGCUAAAUCUCCAUACACAGAAGAUCAGCUAAAGCAGCUGUUUAGGAUGUUUGAUAGAGAUGGAAACGGGUUCAUCACGGCAGCCGAGUUGGCACACUCCAUGGCCAAGCUGGGGCAUGCGCUUACUGUGGAGGAGUUGACAGGGAUGAUCAAGGAGGCCGAUACGGAUGGAGAUGGGAGGAUUAAUUUCCAGGAAUUCUCGCAGGCGAUAACCUCUGCUGCAUUUGAUAAUUCAUGGGCUUGAAAUGAAACACUUAUCAUGGGAUGUUGUUUCUCUUUGGUUGGACAAACUCCCACGCCAUGCAGAUCGGUAAGAUUGAUGAUCAUCAUCUACAAUUAUUUGGCUACGUACGCAGGAGCUGACGAUCAUUAAUUCCUUUCAUUCAUGAGUGACAUUUGCAUGAUGAUCAAUAUUCUAGACAUUGGGUUAUAAACUAGUCAGGAAGAUUGUUCAUGAUCUCCAGCUCCCAUUUUCUUAGUUAAAGACAUGUUCUAAAUUCUUAGGUUUGUAAGCUUUUUUGUUUUUGUUAAUUUCAUGGCCUUUGAUUUUGGAGAUAUUGCCACAGUAUUCAAAGUGUUGGUUUUAGCGGUUUAUCAUUACUGUCCUGAUCUCAAAACAUCAGAAUUGUGAUUUGCAACUCUUUGAUUUGUUGAAUCACCCACAUGCAGGAGAUACAUACAUGCA